CCUGGACAAAUGACACUUUCUGGGGCUGGCCGGCUAUAGCUCCCAGGCUUGAUGUCACCUCUGGAUGUGAGACUCUGUGUGUGUGUGUGUGUGUGUGUGUGUGUGUGUGUGUGUGUGAAUAGGGAGUUGAUGUCCCCUCUGGAUGUGUGUGUGUGUGUUCGUGUGUAUGUGUGUAGGGAGAAGGGGUUGUAUGUUUGCAUGUGGGUCGGGUCACUUGGGGCGAAACCCUCUCCAGCCCCUCCCCCACAUUCCUGGCGGGAGUGGGAGAUAAGGCUCAUGGCCACAGACAUCUACGUCAGAGAUAGGAGGGCUCAAUGCCACGGGCAGGGGCAACUCGAACUGUGGGGCGUGGGAAGACUGGGUGAGAAGGGUAGAAGAGGGUGGGUGUGGGAUGAGGAGGGGAAAGCAGGGAGGCCCUGGGCACACCCUGGCAGAAGGGGCACAGGGCAGGGAGUGGGUUCCCCGCUAGUAGGGCCAGGUGAGCCAUGGCGCUGCCACUGCUGCUCUUCUUGCUGCUGGCCCCACAGGGUGGGCACAGUUGCGAAGGGUCAGAGCUGGCCCGGGAGCUUGUUCUGGCCAAGGUGAGGGCCCUGUUCCUGGAUGCCUUGGGGCCCCCAGCGGUGACCAAGGAAAGUGGGGACCCUGCAGUCAGGCGGCUGCCCCGAAGACAUGCCCUCGGGGGCUCCACACGCAGGGGCUCUGAACCAGAGAAGGAGGAUGUCUCCCAGGCCAUCCUUUUCCCAGCCACAGGUGCUAGCUGUGAAGACAAGUCAGCUGCUAGGGAACUGGCCCAGGAGGCUGAGGAGGGCCUCUUCACGUACACGUUCCGGCCAUCCCAGCAUACACGCAGUCGCCAGGUGACUUCGGCCCAGCUGUGGUUCCACACUGGGCUGGACAGGCAGAGCACAGCAGCCUCCAAUAGCUCUGGGCCCCUGCUAGGCCUGCUGGCACUGUCACCGGGGGGACCCAUGGCUGUGCGCAUGUCUUUGGGCCAUGCCCCCCCUCGUUGGGCCGUGCUGCACCUGGCCACCUCUGCUCUCUCUCUGCUGACCCAACCUGUCCUGGUGCUGCUGCUGCGCUGUCCUCUCUGUUCCUGCUCAGCCCGGCCUGAGGCCACGCCCUUCCUGGUGGCCCACACUCGGACCAGACCAGCCAGUGGAGGGGAGAGAGCCCGGCGCUCAACUCCCCCAGUGUCCUGGCCUUGGUCUCCCGCUGCCCUGCGCCUGCUGCAGAGGCCUCAGGAGGAACCAGCUGCCCACGCCAACUGCCACAGAGUAGCACUUAACAUCUCCUUCCAAGAGCUGGGCUGGGAACGGUGGAUCGUGUACCCUCCCAGUUUCAUCUUCCACUACUGUCAUGGUGGUUGUGGGCUGCACAUCCCACCAAACCUGCCCCUUGUGGUACCUGGGGCUUCCCCUACCCCAGCCCAGCCCCCUUCCUUGCUGCCAGGGGCCCAGCCCUGCUGUGCUGCUCUCCCAGGGACCAUGAGGCCCCUACAUGUCCGGACCACCUCGGAUGGGGGUUACUCUUUCAAGUAUGAGACAGUGCCCAACCUUCUCACGGAACACUGUGCUUGUAUCUAAGGGGGUCUUACUUCUUAGUCCCUUGGCUGGUGGCCGCCCCACCAUCGUCAGCUGGGAGGAAGGGAAGAAUUGGGAAAUAGAUGGCUCCCACUUCUCCCUCCUUUCACUUCUUUGCCUGAGGGUUACCUUCCCCAUCCCACCUCUGUCUCAAUAAAGAACACAGUGCAUAUGACUUGG
Molecule: messenger RNA, 1760 nt
Organism: Cebus imitator (Panamanian white-faced capuchin)
Lineage: Eukaryota; Metazoa; Chordata; Mammalia; Primates; Cebidae
Gene: INHA
Product: inhibin subunit alpha
Exons: 2
Coding region: 486-1583 (365 amino acids)
Biological process (GO): SMAD protein signal transduction
Cellular component (GO): extracellular region
Molecular function (GO): growth factor activity; cytokine activity
Source: RefSeq, a predicted model, not a curated record